Molecule: messenger RNA, 4958 nt
Organism: Hibiscus syriacus
Lineage: Eukaryota; Viridiplantae; Streptophyta; Magnoliopsida; Malvales; Malvaceae
Product: ABC transporter C family member 4-like
Exons: 12
Coding region: 227-4753 (1508 amino acids)
Biological process (GO): transmembrane transport
Cellular component (GO): vacuolar membrane; plant-type vacuole
Molecular function (GO): ATP binding; ABC-type transporter activity; ATP hydrolysis activity
Source: RefSeq, a predicted model, not a curated record
UUUCAGAUUAUAUAGCAGAGACCAUUGUCUCCUCCUGCACCCACCUUUGCCUUAAAAGCUUUUCUUCUUUUUUGCAGGCUUCACGUUAGAGAUGGCAGCCCAUGCUUAAAAGUCCAAAGCUUUUGAGGUGAUGGAAGGGAAUAUUAAUAUAUUGAUUGGAAUCAUCAAUCUCUGAAACGGAAAAUUGUUAUUUUUUGUUUUAUUUCACGUCCAAGUCUGAGUGAAUAUGUCUUCAGCUACUUGGAUUACUUCCCUUUCAUGUUCAAGCUCUGUGAUUGAAUUCUCCAAGGAGACGACAUCUAUUCCUGUUAUAUUCCAAUGGCUGAGAUUCAUUUUCCUCUCCGCAUGUCCUCAAAGGGCACUCUUAUCCGCCGUUGAUCUCUUGUUCUUGCUCACCCUCCUAUGCUUUGCUGUUCACAAGCUCUAUUCUAGAUUCUCAGGCAAUCGCCAUGGCAGCUCCGACAUCAAUAAGCCUCUCGUAAGAAAUAACAGGGCGCUUAUCAAGACAACCCUAUGGUUUACACUCUCUUUGAUUGUGACGGCUGUGUUGGUGUUUUCUUACACUAUUGUAUGUAUUCUCGCAUUUACUACAAGUAGCCAGGAGCCAUGGAAGCAACUUGAUGGAAUAUUUUGGUUAGUUCAAGCCAUAACUCAUGUUGUGAUUGCAAUCUUAAUCAUCCACGAGAAGAGAUUCGAGGCUGUUAAUCACCCUUUGUCUCUUCGAGCUUAUUGGUUUGCGAAUUUUAUCGUCAUUUCCUUGUUCGCUGUGUCCAGUAUCAUUCGUGUGGUGUCUGUUGAAACAUUCGAAUAUAAGUAUUUGGGGUUGGAUGAUAUUGUUUCCUUCGUUUCUUUUCCAUUAUCAGCUGUUCUUCUUCUUGUCGCCAUUAGAGGUUCAACUGGUAUAACGGUGACCAGAGAAUCCGAAUCAACAAUGAAUGAUGAAGAAGAAGAGUUACUUGAGCCGCUUUUGAGCAAACCGAAAGUGAGUGGCUUUGCUUCCGCUUCUAUAGUAUCAAAGGCCUUUUGGAUAUGGAUGAAUCCUCUGUUGAGAAAAGGCUACAAAUCCCCUCUCAAAAUGGAAGAAGUCCCAACUUUGUCACCCGAACAUCGGGCCGAGAAGAUUUCGAAGCUCUUUGAAGUGAAUUGGCCUAAACCGCACGAAAAAUUGAGCCACCCUGUUCGAACUACACUGCUAAGAUGCUUUUGGAAGGAAGUUGCUCUCACUGCAUUCCUUGCCAUAGUGCGGCUCUGCGUUAUGUAUGUUGGUCCUGUACUGAUCCAAAGCUUUGUUGAUUACACCUCCGGGAAACGAAGCUCGCCGUAUGAAGGGUAUUAUCUUAUAUUGAUUCUACUCGUAGCUAAGUUUGUUGAAGUGUUGACGACUCAUCAAUUCAACUUCAACUCUCAGAAACUCGGGAUGCUCAUUCGCUGCACUCUCAUCACUUCUUUAUACAAGAAGGGCUUAAGGUUAACCUGCUCUGCUCGUCAGUCUCAUGGUGUUGGACAGAUUGUGAAUUACAUGGCUGUUGAUGCUCAACAGCUCUCUGAUAUGAUGUUGCAGCUCCAUUCUAUUUGGUUGACUCCUUUGCAAGUUGCAGUCGCCUUGGUGCUUUUGUUUAGGUAUCUCGGCGCUGCAAUAGUCACUGCAGUGCUCGGACUUCUCGGCGUUUUUAUCUUUGUUAUAAUGGGAACUCGAAGGAACAACCGGUUUCAAUUCAAUGUGAUGAAGAAUCGCGACAAGAGGAUGAAGGCCACCAAUGAGAUGCUUAAUUACAUGCGGGUGAUCAAGUUCCAGGCGUGGGAAGAACACUUCAAUAAAAGAGUCCAAUCUUUUCGUGAAACCGAGUUCGGAUGGCUAAGCAAAUUCUUGUAUUCAAUCUCUGGAAAUAUCGUAGUGAUGUGGUCAACACCACUACUGAUAUCUACCCUCACAUUUGCGACUGCACUUCUGUUAGGAGUGAAACUUGAUGCAGGGCUCGUGUUCACGACAACAACGAUCUUCAAGAUCUUGCAGGAGCCAAUAAGGAACUUCCCGCAAUCCAUGAUCUCCCUUUCGCAAGCAAUGAUUUCACUGGAGAGAUUGGAUACUUACAUGAUGAGCAAAGAAUUGGUGGAAUCGUCGGUGGAGAGACAGGAGGGUUGUGAUGGUAGAAUUGCCGUGGAAGUUAAAAAUGGGGUGUUUAGCUGGGAUGAUGAAAAAGGAGAGGAGGUUCUGAAAAAUAUCAACUUAGAGGUCAAGAAAGGGGAGCUUACAGCUAUAGUCGGGACUGUUGGAUCAGGAAAAUCUUCUCUUCUGGCUUCGAUUCUCGGUGAGAUGCACAAAAUAUCAGGAAAGGUUAAGCUUUGUGGUUCAACUGCAUAUGUAGCUCAAACAUCUUGGAUUCAGAAUGGGACGAUUAAAGAGAACAUCCUGUUUGGUCUGCCGAUGAACGAGGAGAAAUACAGGGAAGUUGUAAGGGUUUGUUGUUUGGAGAAAGAUUUGGAAAUGAUGGAAUUUGGUGAUCAGACUGAAAUCGGAGAACGUGGGAUUAACCUCAGCGGUGGCCAGAAGCAACGGAUACAACUCGCAAGAGCUGUUUACCAAGAUUGUGACGUAUACUUUCUUGAUGACGUCUUUAGUGCCGUUGAUGCUCAUACAGGGACAGAUAUAUUUAAGGAAUGUGUGAGAGGAGCUCUCAAGGGGAAGACUAUUUUGCUUGUAACCCAUCAAGUGGACUUCUUGCACAAUGUUGAUCUCAUCAUGGUGAUGCGAGAUGGGAUGAUAGUACAGUCGGGGAAGUAUAACAAUCUACUAGACUCUGGCUUGGAUUUCGGAGCUCUUGUAGCUGCACAUGAAACGGCUAUGGAACUUGUAGAAGCAGGCAACAACAUGCCUGGUGAAAAUUCCAACAAUGCAUCCAAACCUUCUCAGGGUGCUUCCAACCUUGGGGAAGCAAAUGGUGAGUCUCAAGACCACACAAAAUCCGGUAAGGGGGAUUCUAAGCUAAUCAAAGAUGAAGAGAGGGAAACUGGUAAAGUCAGCUUCCAUGUGUACAAGAUGUACUGCACUGAGGCUUUUGGCUGGUGGGGUGUGGCUGCAGUUCUGCUAUUAUCUCUUUCAUGGCAAGGUUCUCAAAUGGCCGGUGAUUAUUGGCUAUCAUAUGAAACUUCAGCCGAACGAGCUCUUUCUUUCAACCCUUCAGUAUUUAUUUCUGUUUAUGCCAUCAUAGCAGCCGUGUCUGUGGUGUUGAUAAUGUUCAGGGCAUUUUUUGUUACACUCAUGGGGCUUAAGACAGCCCAAAUCUUUUUCGGGCAAAUCCUUCACAGCAUCCUGCAUGCCCCUAUGUCCUUUUUCGACACCACACCUUCAGGAAGAAUUUUAAGUCGGGCAUCAACUGAUCAGACCAACGUUGAUAUCUUCGUUCCAUUCGUCAUGGGCCUUACCGUUGCCAUGUACAUUACACUGCUCAGCAUCUUCAUAAUCACAUGUCAAUACGCCUGGCCAACAAUAUUCUUGAUAAUUCCUCUUGGUUGGCUGAAUUUCUGGUAUCGGGGGUACUACCUUGCAUCAUCUCGAGAAUUAACUCGCCUUGACUCGAUCACUAAAGCACCUGUCAUUCAUCACUUCUCGGAAAGCAUCUCUGGAGUUAUGACAAUCCGCGCAUUCAAAAAGGAGGAUAGUUUCUGUCAGGAAAAUGUUAACAGAGUUAAUUCCAAUUUACGCAUGGAUUUCCACAACAACGGAUCAAAUGAAUGGUUGGGCUUCCGUUUGGAACUUAUUGGGAGCGUAAUCCUCUGCCUUUCAACCUUGUUUAUGAUCAUGUUACCUAGCAGCAUUGUCAGGCCAGAGAAUGUCGGGUUAUCUCUUUCAUAUGGAUUGUCCCUCAACAGUGUAUUGUUCUGGGCCAUAUAUAUGAGCUGCUUUGUGGAAAAUAGGAUGGUUUCUGUUGAAAGAAUAAAGCAAUUCUCAAAGCUUGAGCCAGAAGCAGCAUGGCAUAUCGAAAACCGCCUUCCCCCUCCGAAUUGGCCUGCCCAAGGCAAUGUUGAGCUCAAAGACCUACGGGUUAGAUACCGUCCAAGCACGCCUCUUGUACUUAAAGGCAUUACUCUGAACAUUAAUGGUGGUGAAAAGAUCGGUGUUGUUGGUCGGACCGGGAGUGGGAAGUCGACUUUAAUCCAAGUUUUCUUCAGACUGGUUGAGCCAACAGGAGGGAAAAUAAUUAUUGAUGGCAUAGAUAUAUGUAUGUUGGGACUUCAUGAUCUUAGGUCACGCUUCGGGAUCAUCCCUCAAGAACCUGUCCUUUUCGAAGGAACUGUUAGAAGCAACAUUGAUCCUGUAGGGCAGUAUUCAGAUGAAGAGAUAUGGAAGAGCCUUGAGCGCUGCCAACUUAAAGAUGUGGUUGCUUCGAAACCAGAUAAACUUGAUUCUUUAGUGGCCGACAAUGGCGAUAACUGGAGCGUGGGGCAGAGGCAGCUUCUGUGUUUGGGGAGAGUUAUGCUUAAGCGCAGCAGGCUUUUGUUCAUGGAUGAGGCAACUGCAUCCGUCGAUUCGCAAACUGAUUCCAUAAUCCAAAAGAUCAUCAGGGAAGACUUUGCAGCCUGCACAAUCAUCAGCAUCGCUCAUAGAAUACCAACAGUCAUGGACUGUGACAGGGUUUUAGUUGUCGAUGCAGGAAAGGCUAAAGAAUUCGACUCACCGUCACGCUUGCUCGAAAGGCCAACACUCUUUGCAGCGUUGGUUCAAGAGUAUGCCAACCGCUCUUCUGGACUAUAACAGAAUCUUGUGACAGAUUUUCAGACUACCGGCGCCUAAAAUCCCAUAGGUGAUAUAUUUUUUAUGUAACAAACGUAACAUGUAAGAGCUGUAGCUGCUAAUUAACCUAAUAUACUUACAGCUAUGGGGAAUGUUCUAUUUACAGUAAACGUUUAGCAAAAUGUAAUCUUCUCUUUUAGCUAUCUAUAUAAAAAUGUACUCGUUU